Messenger RNA from Microplitis demolitor, 3331 nucleotides. RefSeq names its product adenosine deaminase-like protein (gene Ada). The transcript is spliced from 7 exons. The coding region runs from base 389 to 1405 and encodes 338 amino acids. Gene Ontology annotation, molecular function: adenosine deaminase activity. The record is from RefSeq and is a predicted model, not a curated record. NCBI's taxonomy places the organism in Eukaryota, Metazoa, Arthropoda, Insecta, Hymenoptera, Braconidae. Gene Ontology annotation, biological process: adenosine catabolic process; inosine biosynthetic process.
UUUAUCUACGUUUUAAUUUUCAAAAAAUGUCCAAUUGUUUAAAAGAAAAACGGACAAAGUUUCCAUUUACUGCAGGUGUAACCAGGAUAGUCGACUUGUGAUAGAAAAAAAGCUUCUGACCUUUAAGAGAUUUAAAUUACAUGAAAAUUAUCAAUAGAUCUAUUGAUGUCAAUGCAGAUUAAAUCAGAUCCUCAGUAAUUCCCAAGUUUAAACUAGAGGGCGUUUAAAAAUUAUUAAAAAUUUUACUAUACACAUCUAGUAUUAUUUGUAAUUAUAAUUUUUUUAAUACAAGUUUGGCACACUAGCUAGUAAACAACUUUUGAAUAAGUCAUUAAUCAGUUAAAUAAUUAAAAUAUUUAUAUUUAGUUUAAUUUAUCAAUUAAAAGUCAUGGAUUUAGAGGAUUUUUGCAAGAAAUUACCUAAGCUGGAACUUCAUGCCCAUUUGAAUGGUUCAGUCUCUCCAAAAACGAUUCGUAAAUUAUGUGAAUUGAAAAAUAAAAAUUUUAAUGAGGAGCUAAGUCGUAUUGACACGUCGAUGUCAUUAAAAGAAUGCUUUAAAAUAUUUGAUAUCGUUCAUACUUUAACUGAUACAACGGAUGCUUUAUUUAUCACAACUUGUGAUGUCAUAAGUGAAUUUCAUAACGACAAUGUCAUUUAUUUAGAAAUUAGAAGUACUCCGAAGUAUGUCGAGGGUAAAAUGAAUAAAAAUGAAUAUAUCGAGACGAUUAUAAAAGCUAUUGAGCAUUCAAAAAAAUUACUACCAGAAAUUAUAGUAAAAUUUCUAGUAUCAGUCAAUCGUAGAAAUGGUUUUGAAGACGCGGAAGAAAAUGUCAAACUGGCAAUCGAUUAUUAUAAAAAAUAUCCUGAGUAUGUUGUGGGAAUCGAUUUGAGUGGAGAUCCAACUGAAGGUGAUGCUUAUUUAAAUUUAUUCAAAAAUGCCAGAAAUAUUGGGCUGAAAAUUGCUGCUCAUUGCGCUGAGGUACCCAAUGAAAAAGAAAUAAUGGACAUAUUAGAAUUCAAACCAGAUCGAUUGGGACACUGUACAAAUAUCCAUCCAAAUUUAAAAGGAAGUCAUAAAUUGUUUGGUAAACUUAUUGAGUCUAAAAUACCCGUUGAGUUGUGUUUGACUUCGAAUUUAAAAUGUGAAACAAUUAAAUCAUUAUCAGAGCAUCAGUUUUUAUAUUUAUACGAAGCUAAUCAUCCAAUUUGUCUUGCAACAGAUGAUAAAGGAGUAUUCGAUACAACGUUAUCACAAGAAUAUAAAUUAGCUGCUGAUUAUUAUAAUUUAACUAAAGAUAAUUUGAAACAAUUAGUUAUAUCAUCAGUUGAUUAUGCAUUUGUUAGUAAAGAAGAAAAAAUAAAACUAUUAAACACAAUUGCUGGUAAAAAUAAACAGUUAAAUUAAUUAAGCAAUUAGUUUAUUAAUAAUGGUAAUUAUUACGACAUUAGAUACUUGUAUUUUUUAAAAUUUUCUUUAUUUAUUUUGGAGCACGUUUACAUUGAUUUACAAAUGACGUAACUAAAAAUAGCGACUUAAAAAAAGAGUUAUAUUUUGAUACAUCAUACUCAUACUCAUUCUAAUUAUCUAUUGAUAAAGAAUUUGCUUUUAAAUAUCAGCAAGUAAAUUUACUUAUACGUAAAUAUAUACUCAAUAUAUUUUUAAUUAUUACUUUAGAUAUAUAGAUAUAUUUACCAGGCAUCUAAACAAUAAGAUACUUUUAGAAUAAUUAAUAAUAAUAAUAAUUAACAAAAUGCCUGACUAAUUUAAAAUAGUAAUUAAUUAUAAACUUAUUUAUUUAAAAGAUAAAAAAUUAAAUAUUGCAUUUCACAGCGUGGACUCGAGACCUAUGAGUACUCGAAUUUCAAAUUUUUUUUCAUUAUUAAUUACAAAUUAUUCAUAAUUCAUACAGUGAUUACUUUAAGUAUUAUUAGUAAUUAUUAUCACUUACAAUUAAUAAGAAUAUUUAUUUUUUUAAAUUAUUAUUUUUUCUUUCAUUUUAAUUUUUUUGAAAAAAAAAAAAAAUAAUAAUAAUAAAUAAAACACUUGAAUUUAAAUUAAUAAAGUGAUUAAUUUACAGAUAUGAUGUAAUGAAUUUUUAUUAAUGAUUAAUGUUAAAUAAAUUUUUUCCUGCGCGGAAAAAAAUACAUGGAAUAAUUACAGUUUCAAAUAUCAGUCCCUCUACUCCGAAAUUGUAAAAAUUUCAUCAUUUCUGAGACAUUGCAAUUAUUCCAGUUUUAUAUCUUAUUACAAGAAGUUUUCAUUUAUUACACGAAAAAAAAAUGAUGACUAUUAAAAUUAAUUAUUUAUGCAGAAAAAAUUAAUAUUUAAAGUUUAAAAAUUAUAACUAAAACAUAAAAAAUUUAUGGUACUGUCGAAAAAAUCCAUCUGAGAAUUUAGCCUAGAUUUAUAUGAGUUCGGAAAAAUUCCCAUAUGGUUUCCCAUGGAAAUUCAGUAGAGAUUUAUACAUUUGUAUCAGUAGACAAUAGACAUAGAAAUCCAGAUAUCCCACAAGUAUCCAAGUUUUUAUAUGGGAAUUCCAGUAUCUAGUUUCCUAUGUGGAUUUCCUACAUGGGAAACUAGAUAUCCAUAAUUUCUUACAUGGAUUCUUAUAAAAAUUUAUAAACUCCUAUAUUAAUUUCUAUAGAUUUUUACAUAAAUCCAUAAUUUUCUAUAUGAAUUUCCAUGAGUUCCCAUGCAAUUCUCAUCUCUUAUGGAUUUUUUUUAUAAAAAUAUAAACUUUCAUGUUUGGAAUUUUUAAAUUUCUUGUGUUGAGACCCAGGUUUCGGGUUAUAAUUUCAGACUAAUUUUAAGUUUUUUUUUCCGUGUAAAGUGAAAAUUAUACUCGGUUUUUUUGUAAAGGGCUCGGUUUUUUUUUUCACUAAAAAUUGUAAUUUUUCCACAUAUUUUUUUCAUGCGUAUUUUUGAUAAUUCAAUAAAUAACAAAAAAAAUUGAUGACGACUUUUUUUUAAUAAUCUUUAAAUAAUAAACUUACAUAACAGUCUUUUCGGCUAGCUCUCAUAUUAAAUGAUAAGCCUUAUCAUUAAAUAAUUCAUUAACAUUUUUUUAAAAAUUAAUUAAACAAAAAAAAUUUUUCGUCAAUAAAAAACAUUUAAAAAUUAGACUAAAAAUUUUUUUUAUCAAACGAUUAUUUAUUAAUAAAUUUGACAUAAAUUUGAUGAUUAAUUUUGUGGUUAAUUAAAAACUACCCUCAAAAAUAAUUUACAUUGCCACUAAUUAAUGUGCGAUGAAAUUAAUUUAUUAAUUAGUGAUUAAUUAAAAAUAAAAUUUUAAUAAUAUGAAUUUUUAAAAAUUAUUCAAAUAUCAACGCA